AUGAUCCUUGAUGAAAUAAUUGAUAGAAAAUCAAGCACUAGCAUAAUUCGCAUAGAUUCUGCAAUGGUAUUCUCCCGUGAUAUCUCAGCAAUAAGCGUUAAAAUUCAUUUCAAAAGGGAAAGUAGUCUUUUGGACACUGGAAUAACUUUAUGCAUCAUCCUUCUUAAUAAUGAAAAUGGAAAGUUUAGUACAGCUGCAUUUGAUAUCAAGAAUUGUCGCAGUAGUGAAAACUUAUGUCAUACGGGUAAGCAGCAAUCACCAAUUCUUAUUGAUGCGAAUAGAAUCGAACAAGAAAAUGGAACUGAAAAAAUCUUCAAACUUAUCGGUUUUAAUAACGACGAAACAAUUUAUUUCCGUACUCUCAACUUUUAUUCCACAGAACGUUAG
Molecule: messenger RNA, 387 nt
Organism: Loa loa (African eye worm)
Lineage: Eukaryota; Metazoa; Nematoda; Chromadorea; Rhabditida; Onchocercidae
Exons: 2
Coding region: 1-387 (128 amino acids)
Source: RefSeq, a predicted model, not a curated record